AUGGGAGACACACUGCAUCCCGUCAGUAAGAUACUUUACAAAUACAGUGUUCCCUUGUUUAACGCUGGGGUUACGUUCCAAUAAAUACCCGCUUUAAGUGAAAUCCGUGUAGUAGAAGUUGAUUUCUUUUCUUUUCUUUUUUAUACAUUAUUUCGUUCAUUAUAUAAUUUUCUCGUUUACACUGUGUUUUUUCAUUUACAGGAUGUUUUUUUUCAUUUACAGUGCCUGUUUUUUCAUUUACAGGUUUUUUUCCCCAUUUAUUAUGUUUUUUUUUUAAUUUACAGUACAUGUUUUUUCAUUUCUUAUAUAUGUUUUAAAGGCCUACUGAAACCCACUACUACCGACCACGCAGUCUGAUAGUUUAUAUAUCAAUGAUGAAAUCUUAACAUUGCAACACAUGCCAAUACGGCCGGGUUAACUUAUAAAGUGCAAUUUUAAAAUUCCCGCCACACUUCCGUUCGAAAAACUCAUUUGCAUAUGACGUAUGCGCGUGACGUCACAAGAGCUACGGAAGAGGUUGGACCCUAUCGGACCCGACAUAAAAACCUGUGUUUUCGACAAAAUUCCACAGUAUUCUGGACAUCUGUUGGUGAAUCUUUUGCAAUUUGUUCAAUUUACAAUGGAGACUACAAAAAAGAAAGCUGUAAGUGGAAAGCGGUGUGUUGCUGCGGGAUGUAGCAACACAAAGACAAACACAACUGGUGUUGCAUUGUUUUUAUUCCCAAAAGAUGGCGGCCAAGCUUUACUAUGGAACAAAGAAGUCAAGCGAACACGGUUGGAUUGGACCACACACACAAAGUACAGUGUAUUAUGCAGCGAACAUUUCGAACAAUCAUGUUUCGAAGAGGGUCCCUUGCAAAGGGCAGCGAUGGACAUCGCCACCACCCGUCGACUCGUGCUGAAGAAAGGUGCGAAGCCAACUAUUUUCAACAGACCACGGCCAUGCUUAAGUGCAAGUUCGACAAGUUCAGAGCACCCCACACCCUCCACAAGUGGACAGACUGUGCACAUGAGGUCUGCAUUUGCCAAAAGGGAAAGGAAGAAGGAUUUAAAGACUCUUACCUGCACGCUGCUUCUGCCGCUUCCUGUCCUUUCGCAUCCUGGGAACGCCACCAUCACGCAGACACCACCAGAACGCAACAGGGGACUUAUGUCAAACACCAGCAGGCUUCGCAACAUUUCAAGCGGAGUGUUAGGGCCGCUGCUGAGAACUUCUGUCUUUGUGAGGUUCUGUUAUUGGACAGACAAGGCGAGCGGCCUAUUGCAGGGCAUUCUUCAGCCAGUCUUUAGGGUAUCCAGAAACUCAGUCCAGGCCAUCGACUGCGUCAUCAAAGAUUAACUGAAUACAGUACUGUCUUCAUCCAAAAAGAGACAUCCUGGAUGAAAACCAACGCUUCCCAUCCAACCUGAUGGAGCUUGAGAGCUGCUGAAAAGAGGAAUGAGCCAAACUGGCUAAAGAUAGGUGUGCCAAGUUUGUGGCAUCGUAUUCAAAAAGUAUUGGGACUGUGAUUUCCGCCAAAGGUACAUCAACAGAGUAUUGAGCAAAGGAUUUUUUACUUUUAAUAAAUUUGAAAACUUUAAAAAAUAACAUUUUCACACAGUGUGUAGAAUUUUGAGGACAGAAAUGAAUGUAUUCCAUUUUGGAAUAAGGCUGUAACAUAACAAAAUGUGGAAAAACUGAAGCGCUGUGAACACUUUCCGGAUGCACUGUAUGUGCACAUUACUACUCAUAAGUCCAUACCAGUCUGUUAAAGUCCACAUCAGUCUGUUUAGAUCGGCAUAAGUCCACACCAGUCUGUCUGUAUAAGUCCACGAGCUCACAUCCGGCCGUAUAACUGCAUAAGUUCAGAUAAGUCCGUAUAAGCCCACACCGCUCUGUAUAGGUCCACAUAAGUCCACACCAGUCUGCUUAAAGUUGACAUGAGUUCACAUCAGUCCGUAUAAGUGCACAUGAGUCCACAUGAGUCUGUUUAGGUCCACUCCAGUCUGUCCACAUGAGUCUGUAUAAGUCCACAUUAGUCCAUAGUCUACACCAGUCUGUAAAAAGUCUGUUUAGAUCCACAUAAGUUCACACCAGGCUGUCUGUAUAAGUCCACAUGAGACUACAUCAAUUCAUAUAAGUCCACACCAGUCUGUAUUAGGGUUGUCCCGAUACCAAUAUUUUGGUACCGGUACCAAAAUGUAUUUCGAUACUUUUCUAAAUAAAGGGGACCACAAAAAAUGGCAU
Molecule: messenger RNA, 2227 nt
Organism: Entelurus aequoreus (snake pipefish)
Lineage: Eukaryota; Metazoa; Chordata; Actinopteri; Syngnathiformes; Syngnathidae
Product: THAP domain-containing protein 10-like
Exons: 5
Coding region: 485-1339 (284 amino acids)
Molecular function (GO): sequence-specific DNA binding
Source: RefSeq, a predicted model, not a curated record